UCCAGAAGGCUCACCAAAGAACAGAUGUUUAUAAUGGCAGCAACAGCAUCUAUGAACUUCAGUUCGAUGAUUUGUUAUUCAAUCCUGGGACCCUUUUUUCCAAAAGAGGCAGAAAAGAAAGGUGCUAGUAGUACAACAGUUGGACUCAUUUUUGGAUGCUUUGCCUUAUUCAACUUCUUCAGUUCUCUGAUAAUGGGCAAAUAUCUUGUUCAGAUUGGAGCAAAAUUUAUGUUUGUUUCUGGAAUGUUUGUGUCAGGAUGUGCCACAAUUCUGUUUGGAAUGUUGGACAAAGCUCCCAAUGGGCCGGUGUUUAUAGGACUGUGCUUUUUGGUCCGAGCAGUUGAUGCAGUUGGCUUUUCUGCUGCCAUGACGGCCUCAUUUUCUAUUCUUGCAAAAGCCUUUCCCAAGAACGUAGCUACAGUACUGGGCAGUCUUGAAAUUUUUACUGGACUGGGACUAGUGUUGGGUCCACCGAUCGGUGGCUUUUUGUACCAGUCAUUUGGCUAUGAAAUCCCUUUCAUUGCCCUUGGAUGUGUAGUGCUGAUUAUGGUGCCUCUGAACAUAUAUCUCUUACCCAGAUAUGAUUCAACGCCUGGUAAAGAGUCUUUCUGGAAGUUUAUCACUAUUCCCAAAAUUUUUCUCCUCUGUCUUACUAUAUUUGCCCUAAGUGCAUCUUUGGGCUUUCUAGAUCCAACAAUGUCGCUAUUUGUCUUGGAAAAAUUCCAAUUGCCAGUUGGAUUUGUGGGAUUAGUGUUUCUAGGUUUAGCCCUCUCCUAUUCCUUAUCGUCACCAUUACUUGGUUUUCUGAGUGAUAAAAAGCCUCCUUUAAGGAAGUGGCUGCUGGUCAUUGGAGGCUUAGUGACAUCAUUGUGCUAUUUUCUGCUAGGACCAGCUCCCGUCUUGCACAUUGAAAGCAAACUGUGGCUCUUUGUUCUAAUGCUAGUCAUCAUUGGGUUUUCCCUUGCAAUGAGUGGUAUCCCAGCAUUCCCUGAGAUACUCGGUUGUGCAUAUGAGAAUGGGUUUGAGGAAGGAUUAAGCUUGUUAGGACUGGUCUCAGGACUCUUCAAUGGAUUGUGGUCACUUGGGUCUUUUGUAGGACCAACAUUCGGUGGAUUCCUAAAUGACAAGCUGGGUUUUGAGUGGGCUGCAGCCAUACAAGGCGGAUGGCCACUGCUGAGUGGACUGGCUAUUGGAAUUUAUUAUAUCUAUGAGGCCUCAUGUAGAAGAAGAUCCUCUUCGCAAGACGUGCUGGGUACAGAGGAAGAAAGAGCUCAUCUUUUAUCUAGUGAAACAUAGUUGGAAAUCUUCCCUAUCAGCGGUUCAAAUCUAAUUUUG
Euleptes europaea (tarantolino) is the source of this 1335-nucleotide messenger RNA. RefSeq names its product solute carrier family 18 member B1 (gene SLC18B1). Gene Ontology annotation, molecular function: transmembrane transporter activity. Lineage: Eukaryota; Metazoa; Chordata; Lepidosauria; Squamata; Sphaerodactylidae. Gene Ontology annotation, biological process: transmembrane transport. The coding region runs from base 25 to 1296 and encodes 423 amino acids. The record is from RefSeq and is a predicted model, not a curated record. The transcript has 13 exons.